Molecule: messenger RNA, 1308 nt
Organism: Blepharisma stoltei
Lineage: Eukaryota; Ciliophora; Heterotrichea; Heterotrichida; Blepharismidae
Source: the annotation of a GenBank genome assembly
AUGCCAGCUAUAAAUCCAUGGCCUGAAACAGGAAACAACACCUUUUUUGUGCUGCAAAUCACUGAUAUUCAUUUAGAUUUUCUUUAUCAGCCUGGAUCUCAAUCAUCUAACUGUAACUCUCCCCUUUGUUGUAGAAAUGGUGAAGGCGAUGCAGGAUACUGGGGCACUCGUGCAGUUUGUGACCUUCCCCCUCACACCCUUUUAGCAUUUUUACAAGAUUUUAAGCAGUAUAAUAUUUCUUUUGUAGUAUGGACAGGUGAUAAUUCUCCUCAUGACCAGUGGAAUUAUGAUAUAGACCAAGUUUUGAACUAUACAAAAACCAUCACGAAAUGGUUUAAAGAAUACAUAGACGUUCCUGUAUUCCCAGUUAUAGGAAACCAUGACUGUUUUCCUAUGGAUUUCUUCAACCCAGGCCACGAACAAGUUUUAAUAGGAAAUUUAAGUGAAUGGUGGGAAGGGUGGCUUAGUCCUGAAGAAAUUCAACAGUUUUCUAUUAAUGGAUUUUAUUCAGCAUUAGAACCAAAUACUGGGUUUAGGGUAAUUGGGAUUAAUAAUAUAUUGGGAGACAACUUAAAUAUAUUUUUAGUCCCCAAUAAUACAGAUCCCAGCCAAAUGCUGGAAUGGCUGAGAAAUGAGCUAUAUCAAGCUGAAAAAAAUAACGAGCCUGUUAUUAUUAUAGGACAUAUACCAAAUGGAGACAAAUUCUUGGACUCAGAUUGGGCAAGACAUUAUAGGGUAAUUGUUAACAGAUUCCAAAAUAUCAUUAGAGGACAGUUUUUUGGGCAUACUCAUUAUGAUGAAUUUACUGUAGUAAAUUCUAUAAUCCCAAAUACUAAAAACCCAGGAGUUAUCCAUACUGCCCCUGCUUUUACAACGCACUCAUAUAUAAAUCCGUCAUUCAGACUGUACGAGUAUGAUUGGGAAACCAAACAUCUUGUAAACAUUCAUCAAUACCGACUGCCGCUUUAUCAAGUAAAUCAAGGACCUUCUGAAGCGGUUUUUGAAAAGGCUUAUGACUAUAAAGGAUUGUAUAAAAUGAAUGAUAUGUCGCCUAGCUCUUUUGAGCUUAUAGCAGAGCAAGUUUUAAAUGACGCUGGGUUUGCUCAGAAGUUUUAUGAAAACUGGCUGUCACAAUAUCCAGAUGAGGCUGGGCAAUGUGACGAAAAAUGCCAAAAAUCGUUGUAUUGCAGACUUACAAGUGAUGUUUUUAAUGAAGCGGUUACUUGUGAUGUGGAUAAUAAGUCGAGCUAUCUUCUCUAUAGAGUGUUAGAAGCUUGGCAAGGUCCUUGGGAGUACAUAAGUGAAUAA